AUGGUGGACGACUGUUUCGUCAGUGAUAUCGAAAAUGUUGUCCGGUUAUCAUCACUCCCCUGCCAUGAGGAGGAAUUAUCAACUUCGCGAUGGGAGGAGCUGGCAUUAAAAGUUAGGGACUUGCUCAUUAGAUCCAGACGGAAUGAUAUCAAAAGGCUUCCAUAUCGAUCCCUUAUCCGGCUUCUAAUAGUCAUUUGUGGGUGCUUAGGAAAUGAGCUAUCGACAAAAAAAUUGACGAAAUGCAGCAAAGAUCUCGUAACGUUAGCUCAAGAAAUACUUGAUCACUUUGUAACUUCCUUUGGCGUUCCCGAUGUUGGCGGCCUUUUGGCUAUGAUUGUUCCCGGACGGUCCGUGAAGGCUACAGUAUUUGAUCAUAUUUUACUCGAAAGCACUCAGUGUAUCGCACGUUUGAGCACUGACUCAAGUGUCAACUCUUUGAGUAUGGCGCCUCUUUUCCGUGAUGCACUUAUUUGGGCAACGAGUAUGGUUCGUUUUCCUGUUCUAUGCAACGGUCAACAGUUAUCCACUUUGCACCCAUUGAGCCUUCAAUUGAUUGGAGAUUAUCGUUGUCAGCUUAAAAUGCUUGGUCUUCGAGUGCUUUUGCGUCUAGCACAAGAAGUUGUGGUGGCGUUUUGGAGAAUGACGGGUCGCGCCGAAGCAACUCUGGAAACACUGACUUGUCAGCGUUCUACUCACUCAGAGAAUGCGCAAAUCGUGGAACUGACUUGUAGCUCUAUAUCUGCACUCAUAUCCUUACUUGAGCCCGCUCCUAAGAAAAGGUGGUAUUCCAAAUUUAUGGACAAUCUUCUGUGCGAUCUAGCUCUUGAAACCCUUCUUGACAAAAAAAUAGUACUGCAGAGGUACGUUUUAACGCUAGUCGAUGUCCUUGGCCAAGAAGUACUGAUACACUCAAGACGGCUGCUGAAGGCUGCGGAACUAUCUCUGUUGGCCCCUCGCGCGCCUCCAUAUAAAGGAGAGGUUCAUUCACAGGAGCACGAAUCUUUCCUCCUUCAGCUGAACACUUUAAGUAAAUACGUCAGAUUGGCCGCGGAUCGUCUCUCUCCAGACAUAUUUUCGAUGGUUCUACCAAUCCUGAUUGCUUUUGUCGACUUAGAGUGGAACAGAAAAGGAAUCGACUUAAAUGCUCUUUCCAUGGAGAACAUAGCCCACGUUAUAGUUGAAAUCGUCGAAGAACUAGCUGCUAUUGAUGCUGUAAUUCUUCGUGACACACUUAAUAUGUGCACCGAACUCUCUCCAUCAACUAGGAGUGUCUUGUAUAAGUCCACCUCUGCAUCUUCAUGCGAACUGUAG
Hydatigera taeniaeformis is the source of this 1311-nucleotide messenger RNA. Lineage: Eukaryota; Metazoa; Platyhelminthes; Cestoda; Cyclophyllidea; Taeniidae. The record is from the annotation of a GenBank genome assembly.